This is a messenger RNA of Papaver somniferum (opium poppy), 1676 nucleotides long. RefSeq names its product F-box/LRR-repeat protein At2g40920-like. Bases 6 to 1643 code for a protein of 545 amino acids. Gene Ontology annotation, molecular function: protein binding. The transcript has 2 exons. NCBI's taxonomy places the organism in Eukaryota, Viridiplantae, Streptophyta, Magnoliopsida, Ranunculales, Papaveraceae. The record is from RefSeq and is a predicted model, not a curated record.
AUGAUAUGCUCCAGUUUGUUAAAUUUCUCUUUGUCCCUUUCUUCUACAUAACGAGGGUCUUUUGUUCACCUUCAUAUAUAAAUUUGCAGGGACUUUAUUUAUUGAUCAGGAGGAUUCCGAUUGAUCUAGUUAUUAAUCAAGUCUGCGUGCCAAUGGAGAUAAUAACAAGAUAUAAUGAUGUCUCGCCACAAUUGUUAAGGAAGACAAGCACGGAGCUACUUAUUAACAACUUAAACGUUCUUGGUGUUUUUAAUUAUUAUAUCGGUAUCAUUGGGGCCGAUGAUCAUACUCGCAGUUUACCUGAUGAUAUAGUAAUAGAAAUUCUGAGCAGACUCCCGGUGAAAUCACUCAUGCAGUUUAAGUCGGUAUGCAAACAUUGGUUGUUUCUGAUUAAACAAGAUACACGCUUGAUUGAUUUACAUUCCAGUCGUUCAAAAUCAUGCCCGAAUCUCCUCUACAUCAACCCAAUGCCACAAAAGGGACGCUUUACCUUCGGAAAAAACAAAACUUUACGGCAAAGUAUUUCAUGUGCAGAGAUAAUUGAAGGCAAUAGUACCGGUGAUGAGGAAGAACAAGUGGAAGCCGUUAUCAGUAAAGUUAGGAUAACUGAUGACAAAUGGCUCUGUUAUGAUCAUGUCUUGGAACCGGUAAAUGGUUUGGUUUGUUUCGUAGAUCGGAUGACACAUGCUGUUAUGGUAUAUAAUGCAAGUACACGAGAAGCAACACCGUGGGUUAAAUCAACUUUACUAGCAGAGGAAAAUCAAAAGAUUGCAAACGAAGGCAGCACGCUGGAGAUAAAAAAUAUUCGUAAUUCAAUUUAUCGAAUUGGGUUCGACCCUGAGAAGAAGGAACAUAAAGUAUUCUGCUUUUGGAGGCUGGCUUCCAUUCGUCCAGGGCCUUGUUACAGUUCGAUCGACCGCACUAAAUAUGAAAAGUGGGAGGCGUUUACCGUAGGACGUGACACUAAAUGGCGAAGGAUCAAUGCGGUUCCUAAUGAAAUCAACCAAAUAAUAAUAAAACAGGCGCUCCCUCCGGUUAUCAGCUGUAGGAAGCAGGUGUAUGCAGAUGGUACCAUAUAUUGGAGUAACAAAGGAUAUAGUUGGGAUCCAGACAGUUACUCUCCCGAUGAUCCUGCCGUCAUAGUUGCAUUUGAUGUUGGAAGUGAAAAGUAUAGAGUUAUCCCGAUUCCUAAUUUCAUCCUCGACGAGCCUCGUGAUGGGAAGUAUAGGCUACCUAUAGAUAUGCUAGUUUUGGGUACACAUGUAGCUCUACUAUAUCGGAUGGAACCUUGCGUCGUGAAGUUAUGGAUGUUAGAUGAAGGAGCUAACAGAAAACUAGAAAAUUGUCGAGGAAAUGGACAUAAUUGGAGCUCAGAGACUAUCACACUACCCUUUUGUUGUGACAAUGGGGUAGGCGGUUCUGCAAUUGCUGGAAGUACUGACAAAAUAAUGUUUGAAUUGCGGCGAUGGGAAAAGUCGGCAAGCUUCACCCGUUUGUAUUCUUAUGAUCGCAGGAAUAAGACUGGCAAAAAGAUUGAGAUGGAUGGUGCUUCUUCAUUUACCCUUCACUCCCAAAGGUCCCUAGUUUCAACUUUUACGGAAACCCUCUUUCCUGUCUCAGCCAAUCAACAAGGCAAAAGUUAGCAGUCUGGGCGGUGUAGUCGGUUAUCACGCUAG